Molecule: messenger RNA, 8458 nt
Organism: Chara braunii
Lineage: Eukaryota; Viridiplantae; Streptophyta; Charophyceae; Charales; Characeae
Source: the annotation of a GenBank genome assembly
AGCGGCGAAUGAGGAGGAAGUGAUAUGGUUACGAACGAUGAACGAUGAACCCUCCCGAGCCGUCGCAGUAUCAGCUUGCUCGUGCAUCCCAGCACCUGGCUGCUGGUGGCGUAAUCCCGCUGGGCCAGUCUUCUUCCCGGGCGUCAAAUUUCGCCCUGUAUCAUGGCUCCCCUGCCCUGCCCAGUUUGGGACAUGAGGCAACGUAUCGAUCGCCCGCAGGUGCACAAGGAGCGUUGCCUUCUCCUCCUCCUCCUCCUCCUCCUCCUGCUGCUGCUGCUACUUCGUCAUCGUCUUCUCUUUCUCCUUCGUCUCCUCCUCCCUCUUCUCACAUUGCUUCUUCUUCUUCUUCAUCUUCCUGUUCUUCUUUCUCCUCCUCUUCCUCUGUCUCCUCUCCCGUUGCCCCGCACCUUGCGAGCUUAUCGCAGGCGAUCUCCCCUGUGGAGGGAGGUGGCUACUACUCUCCCUUCGGAGGACUUACUAUGCCGUCCGUCGGGAGCUCUGCUUCCUCGUUCCUUACUUCGUCACCACCCAUUUCAAUUUCUCACCUUCCCCCCUCCCACCACCCGGGGGUAAUCGGCGAACACUUGGCACGAAAUGCAGGAGUCGCUGCCGAAAAUCCAUCAGCUGCACAAGAGAUUGGUAGAGCGGGGUUGCUGGAUAUACUGCGCCGUGGAGAUUCUGGAGUGAGGCAGUUGUUAACGACAGAGGAAGGGCAAGAUUUUGCUAACGUCGCAGCAGAAGGAGCUGGAGGAGGAGUAAUCGGAGGUGGGGGCGUGACGGAAAAGGAUGCUCUAGCACGUCUGGCGAUGGCCAAGACGGGUGACAAGGUGGGAGGUUUCUGGGGCCAAGCGAGCGACGUGGCGAUCUCCCCGCCGGUUCCGCCGGUCCCGUCAUUGCCGCUCCGAGUGGGCGGGUGUGGUGGUGCGGUGGCCGAGAGAAGGGAGGUGAUUGCUGUGCCCGCGACAGCUGCUUGUGUUGCGGAGAGUCAUCUGCAACAGCAAAAGCAAUGGCAUCAGCUUCGUCCGUUGGUAGGAACCACUGCAGGUGGGGCAGAGGUCUGGGGAGAAGAGGAGAAAGGGGGAACAAGUAUGAGAAGCGGGGCCGCAGCGAUGGCUGUGCUACAGCUACAGCACGCGGAGGGGUCUAUUUACUCUCCGCGUCUGGCCUCGGCGCUUUGGACGACGACGACUCUCGGGGCUUCUUUGCCAACUCCCGCUCUCCCUCUGCAUCCUCCUCCCUCUCCGCAUCAGACGGCGGCUGCUGCCAUUUCACCGGCAUCGAAAUCGGUCUUCAGCUCCAGCCAGUUCUCGGUCCCCAACCUUCGCGCGACCACGUCUUCAGAGGGCGGAGGAGGUGGCGGAGGAGGAGGAGGAGGGUUGAAUGGGAGAUCUGUCCAGCAAGCGGGCCAGGGGCAGCAGUCGAACUCCGAGAGACAGGGAAGAAGAGCCGGAGGAGCGACGAGAGGUCUAGGGGUCGGUGUUGUAAGAGGAGGAGGGUACCUGGAGUUGGGCAGGUAUCACCCGCAGAUGCAGUUCGUGAAUGGUAUCUCGACGUCGUCGCCGGCGGCGUCGGAUACGCGCGAGACGUUUCAGGGGCAACAAGGUGGGGGAGCAGGAUGCGGAAGAACGCAGCAGAGACUAUCGCCGAGCAUGACAGCAAUGAUAGGAAGUACACUGCAAGCUGAUCUGCAGUCGCUGCAGCAGCAAGAACAGCAGCAACAACAGGAGCUAAGGGCGCUGCUGCUACAUAGACAAGAACAGGAGAGGCUAGAGAGAGAAAGAGAGAGGGAUUCCGACAGGAGGAAGCUCGCACAGACACGAGUAGUCGAAGGAUUUCCAUACGGCUGCAGUUCGCCAGCAGCGGCGGCGGCGGCGGCGGCGGCGGCAGCGGCGCUGGGUUUCGCAGAUGUCAAGGGCUCAGCGACGAUGCCAUCGAAGAUGGCGCAGAAUCUGGCGGCCACGGCGAGUACAGCCACCCCGGGAGGAGGGCCUCACAAUCCACAAGCUCAGUUCUAUGGCAACGGUGUAGAGCUUCUACGGCUUUUGCAGGGGGGAAGUCCUGCGCUACUGACCUCGUCACCAUCUCCGCCUCCUGCUCUUCCGACGCCAUCUUCUCGUCCUCUUACCCCUGCACCGCCGUCGACGGCGAGUGGUUCCCCGUCUCAUGCUGUUCGUGGCGGCGGUCUGCAGCAAACGGCGGGAGCAGAGGGAGGGGGGGGGGAGGUGGUUGCAGGGAUGAUUCAAGCUCUGGGAGGUGGAGAUGCAGCGCCGGGAUCUCCAUUGCGGCCAGGUUCGGGGAGGGAGUCGUCCGCUCUGACGACGGCGGCCGGAGGGAGUGCAGGACAGUCGUUGCUUCAAGUAGGAGGGAGGGUUAGCCCCGGUCUCAGCCAUAGCCACAGGGUCGGGAUAGCUCACGGACCUAUCGGACCUCCCCGUCGCUCGGAGGGGGGGUUUAGCAAAGAUGGGUUGGGAUCCGGCGGUCGAACAGAUGGAGGAGUUGGAGAUGCCUUGUCGCUGGGGGAAGGCUCUUCGGCCGCGUCGGACGAUUUUCUGGGCAGACUGUGGACAUCGCCGCUCACACCGAAUCCUUCACCGAAAUCGGCGGCGGGUUCGUCGCCCGUCAGCCCGUCGACUGGUCGUUCCAGCGGGAGCAGCGUGGGGUCAACCAGUCCAACGACGCCGGGCACGCGCGGGAGAACUCCCUCCCCCUCCCCUUUGCUAGUUGAAGGUCUCCGGUCCAGCUGGGGAAGUACCGGCGCGGCAAACGGGGUUACUGCUGGAGGAGGUGGGCUGAUUGCUCCGAUGGGUGCAGCACUCGGAAGCGGGUUCUGUGUCGGGAUGGGGGGUGGGCUUGUGACCAGCGCAGGUGUAGGAGGGCCGGGAUAUGGAAUGACUCUUGUUUCCUCCGCACUCGGUCCGGGAGGAGGGCCAGCAGCAGCAGCAGCAGCAGGAGGGGGAGGAGGAGGAGGAGGUGGGAACACUGUUGGAGCCGGGCGUGGAGAUGCUCUCGGGGCUAUCGGGUUGAGAGGGGGGAUAGGCGGGACACUGCCUUCCUCCGCGGCAAUGACCAGCCUGAUUGGGCAGGGCAUGGGGAGCGGGUCAAUGGGCCUAGGAGGCGGUAGUGGUCCCAGCGCCCCGACAGCUUUGGGGGGGGUCGGGGUCGGGGCCGGAGUAGCUGGAGAUCUCACGACCGGGGUAGGGCCACCUCUAGGACCGGGCGCAUUUGGGUUGGGUGUUGGCAUCACACCCGGGUUCUUGCAGGGGUUGGGAGUUGGAGUAGGCGCUGCCAGUUUCAUUCCGGCGUCCCUAGGUGUAGGAGCGGCGGGAGCAGCGGCCGCAACAGCAGGGGUAGCAGGAGUAUCAGGAGUAGCAGCAGGAGGAGGCGGCGGCGUUCGCCUAGCUGCAGCAUCUCCUUCCCCUCUGCUCUACGCCGGCAACGACCAACAUCUUCAGCAGCAGAUCCAGGAAGGGGGGAUGUUCGCGGGAGAGGCUUUCUUGACUGACCUUGGACUGAUCGGUCGACCCGAAGGAGGAGUUGGCGGGGCACUGACUGUGGAAGGGGGGGCGCCGACAGGGGGUACGGGUCUGGCAGCCGGAAUCGUAAACCGUCUUCGGAUGUGUGAUCCUGUGGGGACCACAGCCGACCCGAGGUUGGCAGCAAAAGAGUUGGAAAUCAUAGAGAGGGGCCGCAUAAUCAGUGCGCUGGACGAACGGCUGGCGGCGUUGAAUCGCCGACUUGCACUCCAGUCCCUCUCUCAGGCCGGUCCUCCUUCACAAUGCCAUCCGCUUGUUCCGUCGUCUUUGGGGAACCAGCAGCAGCUGAUGUACCGUCAUCACCAUGCCCAGCAGCAGCAGAUGUAUCUUGGGCAUCACCAAGAUCAGCACGAGCAUCAGCAGGCUAUCUUACAACAGAUUCUGCAAACGCAGGCACGAGAGCAAAGCACGCAGGCAUUACUGAUCCAACAAGCGAGUGCACUGACGGGACGAAUGUAUGUGAGGGGAGGAGGUGUGAGAUGUGGGGAAGGAAUGGGGCUGGUUGUCGGUGGUGUGAGUAGCCACGACGUUAAAGGAGCUGGAGGAGGAGGAGCGGGAAGAGCAGGUGGUGGACUUGGAGGAGGAGGAGGAGUAGGAGGUUCUCAUUUAGUACGGGACAACAGCAACAGUGGGACGGACAAUCUAUCUGGAGGCGGGAGCUAUGGCGUCGUCGUUGGGGACGCAUCCGGGCGGGCCGCCUCGCAAGCCGGAAGGGAGGUCUCGUCGCGGGGUGGGAGUAAUCGACGGGUAGGUGCCCGAGGAGGAGGAGGAGGAGGAGGAGGAGGAGGAGGAGGAGGAGGAGGAGGAGAAUGGGGAAGAAGAGGUGGAGGAAGAUCUGGCAGAUUUGGAGGGGAUAGCCUCAACCAGUGGGUGCCGGUCGGAGAGAAGUUUCGCGAGAGUGGAGCGAAGGAAGGGGAGGAGGGACUGACCGCUGCUGUGAGCGAGAUGGGGGGGUCUCUUGAUAAGGAGGGGGAUGCGUGUGGCGGCCUGGAGGAAGGAGGAGGAGACAGAGGAGGCGGUGGGAACGGGGUCGGCAGGGCUCAAGAGGCAGCACCUGCGCUCAACUUCGCGCGAGUUGAUGGGCGGAAGAGGAGGGGAGGAAUGCAGGAAUGGAGAUUGAAGCAACCGCAGCCGCAAGUCACCCAGCAGGUGCAACAGCAGCAGCAGUGCCAGAGUACAGGUCAGGUUCAGGUUCAAGCGUCUUCUUCGUCGGGGUCGAUAGCUCAACAGCAUCAGGAUUUGCAGCUCUCGAUGGGUGCUUCUGAGUUUUCUCCCCUUACUGACGCAGAGAUCGAGGAACACCGUCAGGCCAGUGCUACUGACGAGUAUUAUUCUGAUGAUAGGGCGAAGGGCGUCUGGGAAAGGGUAGAGGGAAGAGAGGGGAACUCACUGACUGAAGGGAGGAUGAUGUUAUCAGCUGCCGUAUCGGUGGCGGCGGCCGCCGACAGUCAUGAUGCGACUGUUAUUAAGCGUGACCGUCAACCACAAUCCCUGUCCGUUGUGAAAAGGCCGGCUCGACAGGAAGAGAGAAAAGCAUGGCAAGAAGUGGGGGAAGAGGAAGAAGACGAAGGACUGAGCACAACCACCGACUUUGGAGAGCGACUGCCGUCGCCCCGUGAUGAAGGAGGUGAUCACGUGAGUCACAUCGGCAAUGACAACAAUGACAAUGAGAGUAAUGACGAUGGCUCUCUGGAGGAGUACGGCCAGGAGAAGGUCACGAACUCGACGAGGGAAGAACGAGCUCAGAAAAGGGAGAGCGGAGUGAGGAUCUCCCCCUCCCCUGCCGCCAUAUCACCGUCUUCGCCUCCGUCGCCAGCGCCUAUCAUAACGAGUCGCAGGACGAAGGAACUGGACGUCAGCCAAAAUGUCGAGGAGGCUAUUGUGAUCCCGGAGGGAGGUAGACUUGUCAGAAGCGUGAGAUUCGCCGGCCUAGACGACUCAUGGAAGAGAGAGAAUUACCGCCUUACGGUGUCUCGUCAACUUCUAGAGCAGCAGGUGCCGAAGAUUGACUCCUCACCUGUCGAUCAGUGGAAAGACUCCGAUCCAAGACAUGCAAGUAACUGGCUGAGCGCUAUCAGAGUGAGCCCGUCUUGGACGAAGAGAGGGGAGGAACAAGAGGAGGGCAAGAGGAAUCCCUUCGCCUCCUACUCUUCCUCCUCUUCCUCCUUCUCCUCCUCCUCCUCCUCGUCUUGCGACACCAGCGAGGGAAUCAGAGAUGCAGAUCGGAACUCGAUGGUGGUGGCGGCGAUGGACCGGGGCCAAAACGGCCUCGACGAUGGUGAUAAGCUGGAGGGUAAGGAUGCAAACGCCAUGAGAUUUGCUAUUAGUCUACCGACGCAUGCUCGGUUUUUGACGAUGAGGAACAACAAUUGGGGAGCAGGGGGAAACAGCAGCAGCAGCAGCGGCGGCAAGAUCCUAGCAGAUGAGCGAAAGGAGGAGGCGGGAGAGAGAUCAGAAGAGGCAAGAGACAAGGGCGCUUAUCGUCAGGUAGGAGGGGUGGAUGGUGUUCUCGUGGAAGAAAGGAGACUGGUGGAGACAUCCCUGGAUCAACACGCCGUUCCUCCAUCAAUAAGGGAAGUGCAAUAUGUGCCGGAGUGUCGUGUGGAGUGCAGAGAGUUGUGUCCUCCUUCCAACUACAACGACCUAUUGCGGAGAGGGGGGUGGUUUUUUGUCCCACCAUUUCCUGCAACAACUACGGUAACCGGUGUUAACGACCUCUCCGGCAAAUGCUUCUUCUUCGAGGAGCGAGAGCAUGUGGAAAAGGCCUACAAUUCCCGCCUCUCCGGCAAAUGCGGCCUCGUAGAGGACCGAGAGCAGGUGGAAAAAAAGGACUACAAUACCACCCAGCGGGGGCGGCGGUCGUACCGGUCUUUGCUUUCCACUGACAGCCGGGCGCGUGAGAACCAGAUGAGAGACUUUCUCCAUCGCUUGGUCUCGAUUGCUAACCGCAGCUGGCCGGGAGUUGUACUAUGGCUGCAUGGAUCUUCGUCACAACGUGCGGCGUCGAGCACGUGUCGUAGCGAUCUGAACGUGCGUGUAUGGGUCGGGAUCGGUGGAGGAGGAGGCGGGAGAAAGGUCAGGCCGGAUCUGUGUGCCCGACGUCAAAGCGAAGUGAGAGAUUUCCUCAUCGGGAUGGAAGGAGGAGGAGAGUUUGAGAGAGGGGGAGGAGGAGGAGGAGGACGACGACGACGAAGAAAAGGAAAAGGAGGGAACACUCGAACGACGGUGCUGCAGCUGGCUAUGGCCGCAACACUGCGACGGAGCAGGAUGCGCUUCGUGCAGACUCUGAGGCAUGCACGAGGGGCAGUCGUCAAAUUUACAGAUCGGUUCAGCCCGAUCUCUUGCGAAAUGUAUAUCCGUAACACAAUGCCGAUGGCCAAGACUUCCAAGUUUGUGCACGAUGACGAGAAGAGGGGCUACCGGCUGAUUGACAAACGGAUCGCCUCUCUCGAGAUAGAUUUGGGCAGAGUGCCCUGGCAUCCACGAGUCUUAUCCAGUGAGCCUCACCAGAAACAAAAAGGAGGAGAAAAUUGGGUGGGGAGCGCUAGCCAAAAGUGACGCUUGGAUGCUACCAAGGACUGACAUGGAGUUCGAAAGGAUCUUAUAUGUGUUUUGAGUAACGAAAAUGGCCUUGAGGUUUUUCCAUCAUGAUUUUUUAUUUGCACCAAAGUAAACCCUGAUAUUGCAUUGUUUGCAUGUGCCCUAGUUCGACAACAAAAGUUGCAGGGGCGUCUAGUGGAGUAAGCAUAGGCGGCGAGAAUGGAAUGAACGUUUAGUGCCACGAGUUUCGAUGGGCAGAAAAGCAAAUCCUGACAUCGCAUUGUUUGCAUGAGCCUUUGGCUGAGAUGAAAAGAUGGAGCAGGCUCGACAAGAACACCCGUGGAGCACAUACAUGGGACUUGUUAAACUGAAUCCAGCCUUAAUUAUGCAGAAAGUACGUGCUGGAAAGUUGUAGUGUCGGUAUGGCCGCAGAAAUCCUACGGGUUAAGUAAAAUCACAUCAGAAUUGAGAGCCUUCUCCUAAAGACUUGAAGCAUUCUUCGGUUGUCGCGAAUCGAACAACCAUACCAGAGGCGAGCCAAGGCUCAUAAAGUACUUUUAAGCCAUGCGAAGAGAGCAAGCAGAUGAGUGUGGCAAUCGUCAGCAGGGUGAGAAGACAGAGAGCAGCACAGAAUGAUGUGGUACUGUUUUCUGGCUGUUUACGUGAUCUUUUGGCUAUUCAAUGGUGACUACGGGGACUUCCAGAGGAUUUUUUCCCCUGCAUGUUGUGCUUUGGCAAACAUGUGCUGCUGCUGCUGCUGCUUCUGCUGCUGCUGCUGUCAAAGUAGUCUGGCGAAGCCGGCAACGAAGUGUUGAAGGGCCAGAAUUUUGCUCUCUUUCUUGUAGGAAAAUUAGUCUCCGCGUUAUCUAGAAGCAAGAAAACGCGGUGGUAAUCUACUAGAGAGUUCGGCCUCCCCGAUCGUGUUCGUUUAUUGGGUGCUUUUGCGAUAUGGAAUGGAGUAUGGGCCGAUCUCCCACAUAACUGUGGCGGAGCAGUGUCACUCAUUGCACGGGCAUACACAGAUUACGCUGAUCGUCUGCAGUCGUCAUCUGCCAGAUGAUCUCCCUUGUAUGGUCACUGAUGGCCUACGAGGGAUAUGAUUGACAAUCGGCAGAGGGAAAGAAGGGGGCGGCGAGGAGGAGGUAUCAUCUUGGUCUCACCUUGCUUCUGUUUUGCCAACACUUCUUUUGUCGUCAUUUUUUUUCCCCCCCUCCAUUUCCAUGAUUUUGUAGCUUACUGGCUAAUAGUGGCUAUGUCAAAUUUUGGUUAGACCUUUUUUUUUUUUUUUUCCAAUUCUUUCUGCCUUUUUUCACCAAGAUAAUGGUUGCGAUUUCAGGGCUCUUGUUAUGGGAUGAUAAACACAUUGUGUGGCUUUGCCCCAUAUU